ACUUUGGCGUGCAUAAUAUUGUUCAUUUUAACCUACCUAUUCUCCUUAAGAGUUUAAUCACAUUACAUACAUCCAUUGCCAAGCAAAGUUUAUAGUCAGUCCUUUGAACAAUAAGAAUGAUUUCAUAUAAAACUUUAAUAGUAUUAACAGUCAUUUUUGAUAUAACAUGCGGUUUGAGAUAUUGGAAAGAAUGCAGGGGCAUUUUACGAAAAUUUGGGUUUCGGCCUGGAUUUCCAUUAUAUAAUAUGAACUUUUUACUGCAAUUUGAUGACGAAACGGAAUAUAUAAAGUACAUGAAUAAAAUGAUUAAACUUGAUUGUGAUACUAAUAUGACUUUACCCAAAAAAGUUGUUUUUACUACAUUGGAAACCCAAGCGGAUUUGACAUCUAUUAGUUCUGAUGACAAAAAAAUUGACAGUCCCGAAGACAAAAAUAUUGAUAUCCUGGAAGAUAAUAAGGAGAAAUUACCUGAACAUUUUAAAGCCGCUAAAGAAAACAAUGAUGAUUUAGAAGAAGUUAUACGGACACCACUAGAAUAUUGUACUUUAUCGAUAAAAGAACUAGAAUUAGGUAAGUCAACACAACAACUGUAUUUUUGUUUUUUAAUAGUUAACAAUAAUUUAUGAUUUAACUAAAAUGUAUUAAUUAUAAUUUAGAUAAAUUUCUGUAAUUUAAAGAAGUUCGCUUAGAUGAUAUGCUUGUAUAAACUAUUUAUAAUUAAUUUGCCUAC
Molecule: messenger RNA, 730 nt
Organism: Acyrthosiphon pisum (pea aphid)
Lineage: Eukaryota; Metazoa; Arthropoda; Insecta; Hemiptera; Aphididae
Exons: 9
Coding region: 117-626 (169 amino acids)
Source: RefSeq, a predicted model, not a curated record